GCCAGUUCCUCGAGAGUGUUACGGCGGAGAUUAGCGGAACGGGAUCUCAGCUCAACCCAGAGGCCCAGCCCUUCGUGCCUGGUCUGAUCACCGACUUCUUCACGCUAGACAGCCACAUCCACACCUCGGCGACGACCCCGCGGGACGCCAGACUCCACGCGAAGCUGGGCAAGCUGCAGAGCUGCUCCGACGACCAGGCUAUAGGGACGGCCGAGGCGAACCACGUGGAGCACGACGGCCAGGACAGCGAACGCGGCACUGGCGGGGGCAGCAUGUUCAACCCCACCAGACCCCACGCGAAGCUCGGCGAGCAGCAGAGCCACGGCGGCCAUGCGGCAGAGCGCGCGGAGCUGGCCGAGAUGUGCCACGGGGAGUUCGACGGCCAGGGCGGCGAGCACGGCGCUGGCUUGGGCAGCGGGUGCAGCCCCGCCGGACUGCACGCGGAGACGCCGGGCAAGCUGAAGCUGCAGCGCUCCGACGGCCGCGACGCGGAGCACAGGGGAGGGGGGCGCUUCGACGUCCAGGCCGCGGAGACGGCCGAGACGCACCACGCGGCUCGCGACGGCCAGGGCGGCAAGCGCGGCGCUGGCGGGGGCAGCAGGUACAACCCCGCCGGACUGCACGCGGAGCGCUUCGACGACCAUGCCGCGGAGACGGCCGAGACGCACCACGCGCAGCAAGACGAGCAGGAGAGCGAGCGCGGCGCUGGCGGGGGCAGCGGGUACAACCCUGCUGGGCUCCUCGCCGAGCUGUGCAGGCCGCAGAACUACGACGACCAGGCCGCAGGGACGGCCGAGGCGCACCGCGCAGAGCACGACGGCCAGGAGAGCGAGCAUGGCGCUGGCGGGGGCGGCAGGCAUAACCCCACCGCGCUCGGUGUGGAGCUGGAUGGGCAGCGGCAGGGCCACGGCGGCCACGUCGCGGAGGCGCUGCGGCUGACGGAGGCAGGGCCAACAGCCGGCGCUUGCGCAG
This is a messenger RNA of Prorocentrum cordatum, 972 nucleotides long. Lineage: Eukaryota; Dinophyceae; Prorocentrales; Prorocentraceae. The record is from the annotation of a GenBank genome assembly.